AUGGCGAGCGCUCGGGGCUCGCGCCGCGCCCCGCGGAGGCCGCCCACCUGGGAGAUCUCGGAUUCGGACACCGAGGGUCCCGCCGGGGCACAGGCCAGCACGGGGACGCGGGCUCCGCCGGCCAGGGCGCUGCGGCCGGAGCAGGCCCUGAGGCGCCUGGUGGUGGGCGUAGACCCAGCUAUCCUGCAGGACCCGGGCGCGGACGUGCUGCUGGAGGCGCUGGGCGCCCUGGGCUGUCAGUGCCUCCUCGAGCCGCAGCGCCGCGCGCGGAGCCUGCGCUGGAGCGGAGCGGCACUGGACCCCUGCCCGCGCGGCGAGCUUCUGGAGGAGCAGGAGCUGCUACUGCUGGAGCCUGAGGAGUUUGUGCAGGGGGUAGCCGGACUGGUGCAGGCCUCUGGCCCCCUCUGCUCCGUGCCCUGGAUCUCCGCCCAGAGCACCGCCCGCCAGCACCUGGCUGUCAUCGGACUGGACGCUUACCUGUGGUGUCGCCAGUCCAGUGCAAAGACGCAGACCACACAGAAUCCAGUGGUGGCUCACGCAGAAGUGCCCGUCAGCAGGCGUGAGGUGCAGGAGGCACUGGUCCACCUGCAGCUCUGGGCGGACCUGGACGUGCUCCUGGUGACCUCGUGGCAGGAGCUGAGUCAGCAUGUGUGCGCCAUCACUCGAGCCUUGGCCCAGCACCCAAUCAGGUGGCACCGAGAAUGCCAAUCUCUCUCCUUCUGUACCACGGGGCGCUGGGCUGCAGGCGUGCGGGUCACCAGAGAUGGCCAUGGGCUGCGGGAGGCCUGGAGGCGUCAGAUAAUGCAGUUCAACCGAGCCAGCCCUGCCGUGGCUGACUCUAUCGUGGCUGCCUUCCCCGCACCACGCCUUUUGCAGCAGGCACUGGCAACCUGCACCAGCGAGCUGGAGCGCCAACAUCUGCUGGCUGACCUGCCCGUGAAGGGCAGCACACGUGGCCGGCCUCGCAGGGUGGGGCCUGACCUCGCUCGGCGGCUCUGCCUCUUUCUGAGCACAGUGGACCCAGACCUCCUGCUGGACCUGGGCUCCUGACCACUGCCGUGGCUCCCGGGGACCCCGAGGGCUGCGGAGGUGGCAGAGAUGGUGCCCACAUGUCCCAGCCGGGCACUAUGGGAACAGGAAGGACAGUCCCACUGCCCCCGAGGCCUGGCGGGACACUGAGGAAAGAGAAAGAACAC
Molecule: messenger RNA, 1196 nt
Organism: Ochotona princeps (American pika)
Lineage: Eukaryota; Metazoa; Chordata; Mammalia; Lagomorpha; Ochotonidae
Gene: EME2
Product: essential meiotic structure-specific endonuclease subunit 2
Exons: 8
Coding region: 1-1050 (349 amino acids)
Biological process (GO): replication fork processing; double-strand break repair; resolution of meiotic recombination intermediates
Cellular component (GO): nucleus; Holliday junction resolvase complex
Molecular function (GO): DNA binding; nuclease activity
Source: RefSeq, a predicted model, not a curated record